This is a messenger RNA of Alternaria atra, 1548 nucleotides long. RefSeq lists its product as uncharacterized. The transcript is spliced from 2 exons. The coding region runs from base 1 to 1548 and encodes 515 amino acids. The record is from RefSeq and is a predicted model, not a curated record. NCBI's taxonomy places the organism in Eukaryota, Fungi, Ascomycota, Dothideomycetes, Pleosporales, Pleosporaceae.
AUGUACGCAGCAGGAGAGGAUCUAAAGAGAUACUUAAUCGUACCUCCUUCCUCUUCUCCAUCAUCUUCAAGUCCGGCUGCCAGCGAUUCGAGAAUAUCAGUUUCUGCUCACGUUGGCACGGAUGCAAGAUACGAUCGACAAGGCUCCUACGACAAGGCUGAGAAGCACACGAUGGGAGUCGAUGCACCUACCCAACCGCCAACACUUGGGUCUGCGCAUGUAGAGGACCCCAUGAGUAGUAGUACUCCGCUUGAUGGCGUUUUUAAGAUUGACGACUUCUUGAACAAGCACAAGGACGCGCAUCAAGCUCAGAUGCUCGCCCGCGAAGCCAAACAUGCUCCCACUGCUGGCCCUCCUUCGAAGAAGACCAAGGCCAACGACAACGUUGCUCCACUAAAGCCUGUAGCAGUUGGUGCGCGUUCAUCAAAGCACACCAUACUCCUUCAUGAAAAGUACCAGGUCCUCGGCAUCCCGCAACCGCUGUUCCAUUAUGGAGGGGGCGGUGAGACUGGAUGGAGUGUUUCUGUUAGCUUCCCGGGUCUGGACGAUGCAGAUGAGUUGCAAGGGCUGAGUGAAGAGAAGAGGUUCAAUAGCAAGCAGGAGGCUAAAGAGGCUAUGAGCCAGAAGGCGUUGGCAGUGCUAGACGAGUUGGAGAAACAGGGAAGGGUUCAGAAGGGGGGUAAGAGUAAGAAUAAGAAGGAUGCUGGUGGACAGGUUGUGCAGCAGGUCAAGGAGGAGAAGGUGCCUGGAGAGAACUAUGUUGGUCAGCUUCUUGAGUUUCAGCGCGCCACUGGCUCACCUCAGCCCACAUACACUGACUACCAAUCUGGUCAGCGCUUUGCCUGCCUAGUUACCAUAGAGGGCCAGGGACAGGAGUUCGGUUCCAUCGAGAGCCUCUUUACAUCCAAGAAAGCUGCGCGUCAAGACGCCGCCCGUCAUGCCGUCGAGCACUUCAAAUCUAUCGGCACCUGGCCCGACGACGCGACUGCCGUUGGCGGCAUCAAGAAGAAGAAGAAGAAGAAAGCCCAACCCGGCAUUCCCGAGAUGGUGUCGAUAUCAACACCAGACCGUACCCCUUCCAUAGCAUCUACAUCGACCACCUCCCCGGGUACCAUGAGCUUCGCCCAACAAGUCGCUAGCCUAGCUGUCAUCCUCGCCCUACCCACUCCAGAGUGGCAGUACACUUCCCACCCCAAUGACCCCAACUUCCACACAGUAUCCUGUUUCUUCCGCGGCCAAGGCCCACACGAAGGACCCAUUGGCGAAGUCCGUAACAUCUACGGCAAGAAAAAGGCCAAAGAAGAGUGUGCGAGACUUACACUGGACUAUCUUAAGGAAGUCAGGGAGAAGCGUGUUGCCUAUGGUGCGGAGGUGAUGAAAGGCAUUACUGGCGCUGAGGGUGUGCUUGCUGCUGCUGCAGGGAAGCCAGUUGAGGACGAGGAGAAGAAUGUAAGGGAGGAUGUGGCGGCUAUGAGGCAGUUUGAGAGGGAGAUGGAGGAGAGUAGUGAGGAGGACGAGGAGAUGUUUGCUGAUGCGAUGGAGGGUUAG